This is a messenger RNA of Puccinia graminis f. sp. tritici CRL 75-36-700-3, 204 nucleotides long. RefSeq lists its product as uncharacterized. The record is from RefSeq and is a predicted model, not a curated record. The transcript has 2 exons. Bases 1 to 204 code for a protein of 67 amino acids. NCBI's taxonomy places the organism in Eukaryota, Fungi, Basidiomycota, Pucciniomycetes, Pucciniales, Pucciniaceae.
AUGCACAAUGUCACCGACCGGGGACACCUUUGGGACCCUAAGAUGAACUACAAGUCUUUCUUCUUCUCGAAUGAGAACGGCUUCUCGCAUACGGCCGAUACCCCCGUCCAGCAACAAGACCCCCAAAAGCUGGGCUGGUUGAAGUUCUUAGGAUAUUGGGGUGACAAUCCGAUGAACUUUCAUGGUGUUGGUAACGGUAUGUAA